GAGAACCGGAUGAAGUGGCGGCCGUGAGGCCGAGCCGGGAGCGGGCGUCGCGCCGAGGCCCGAGCUGGUGGGGAGCAACGGCCGCGGACGCCGCGGUACCGCAUCGUUGAGGGACGGGGGCAGGCGGGGAGCGCUGGGCGCUCGGGCCGGGGCCGCCGGCGCCAUGGGCAACCGCGGGAUGGAAGAACUGAUUCCGCUUGUCAACAAGCUACAGGACGCCUUCAGCUCCAUCGGUCAGAGCUGCCACCUGGACUUGCCUCAGAUCGCCGUGGUGGGCGGCCAGAGCGCGGGCAAGAGCUCGGUGCUUGAGAACUUCGUGGGCCGGGACUUCCUUCCCCGAGGUUCAGGAAUCGUCACGCGGCGGCCUCUCAUUCUGCAGCUCAUCUUCUCAAAAACAGAAUAUGCUGAGUUUUUGCACUGCAAGUCCAAAAAGUUUACAGACUUUGACGAAGUCCGACAGGAGAUCGAAGCAGAGACCGACAGGGUCACGGGGACCAACAAAGGCAUUUCCCCAGUGCCCAUCAACUUGCGGGUCUACUCGCCACACGUGUUGAACCUGACCCUCAUCGACCUCCCGGGCAUCACCAAGGUACCUGUGGGGGACCAACCCCCAGACAUAGAGUACCAGAUCAAAGACAUGAUCCUGCAGUUCAUCAGCCGGGAGAGCAGCCUCAUCCUCGCUGUCACCCCUGCCAACAUGGACCUGGCCAACUCAGAUGCCCUCAAGUUAGCCAAGGAGGUUGACCCACAAGGCCUGCGGACCAUUGGCGUCAUCACCAAGCUUGACCUGAUGGAUGAGGGCACCGAUGCCAGGGAUGUCCUGGAGAACAAGCUGCUCCCCUUGAGAAGAGGCUACAUUGGUGUGGUGAACCGAAGCCAGAAGGACAUAGAGGGCAAGAAAGACAUUCGUGCAGCACUGGGGGCCGAGAGGAAGUUCUUUCUCUCCCACCCAGCCUACCGGCACAUGGCUGAUCGCAUGGGCACCCCACACCUGCAGAAGACUCUGAAUCAGCAACUGACCAACCACAUCAGGGAGUCACUGCCAACCUUGCGCAGCAAGCUGCAGAGCCAGCUGCUGUCCCUGGAAAAGGAGGUGGAGGAAUACAAGAACUUCCGGCCUGACGACCCUACACGUAAAACCAAAGCCCUGCUGCAGAUGGUACAGCAGUUUGGUGUGGACUUCGAAAAGAGAAUUGAGGGCUCUGGAGACCAAGUGGACACGCUGGAACUCUCUGGGGGCGCCCGAAUCAAUCGCAUCUUCCAUGAGCGGUUUCCUUUUGAGCUGGUGAAGAUGGAGUUCGAUGAAAAGGACUUAAGACGGGAGAUCAGCUAUGCCAUUAAGAACAUUCAUGGUGUCAGGACGGGGCUCUUCACCCCUGAUAUGGCCUUUGAAGCCAUAGUGAAAAAACAGAUUGUAAAACUCAAAGAGCCAAGUUUGAAGUGUGUUGAUCUCGUGGUCUCAGAACUGGCCACAGUCAUUAAAAAGUGUGCUGAGAAGCUCAGCUCCUACCCCCGGUUGAGAGAGGAGACAGAGCGAAUUGUCACCACUUACAUCCGCGAACGGGAGGGGAGAACCAAGGACCAGAUUCUUCUUCUCAUCGACAUCGAGCAGUCUUACAUCAACACGAACCAUGAGGACUUCAUCGGAUUUGCCAAUGCCCAGCAGAGGAGCACACAGCUGAACAAGAAGAGAGCCAUUCCCAACCAGGGGGAGAUCUUGGUGAUCCGCAGAGGCUGGCUAACUAUCAACAACAUCAGCCUCAUGAAAGGCGGCUCCAAGGAGUACUGGUUUGUGCUGACAGCCGAGUCUCUUUCCUGGUACAAAGAUGAGGAGGAGAAGGAGAAGAAGUACAUGCUGCCGUUGGACAACCUUAAAAUCCGCGAUGUGGAGAAGGGCUUCAUGUCCAAUAAGCAUGUCUUUGCCAUCUUCAACACGGAGCAAAGGAAUGUCUACAAGGACCUGCGGCAGAUCGAGCUAGCCUGUGACUCUCAGGAGGACGUGGACAGUUGGAAGGCCUCGUUCCUCCGAGCUGGUGUCUACCCUGAGAAGGACCAGGCAGAAAACGAGGAUGGAGUGCAGGAAAACACAUUCUCCAUGGACCCGCAGCUAGAACGCCAGGUGGAGACCAUUCGCAACCUCGUGGACUCCUAUGUGGCCAUCAUCAACAAGUCCAUCCGCGACCUCAUGCCAAAGACCAUCAUGCACCUCAUGAUCAACAAUACAAAGGCCUUCAUCCACCAUGAACUACUUGCCUACCUAUACUCAUCGGCAGACCAGACCAGCCUCAUGGAGGAGUCAGCUGACCAGGCCCAGCGGCGGGAUGACAUGCUACGCAUGUACCAUGCACUCAAGGAGGCACUCAACAUCAUUGGGGACAUCAGCACUAGCACUGUGUCCACACCUGUGCCCCCACCCGUUGAUGACACCUGGCUCCAGAGCACCAGCAGCCACAGCCCCACUCCGCAGCGCCGACCUGUGUCCAGCGUGCACCCCCCGGGCCGGCCCCCAGCAGUGAGGGGCCCCACCCCAGGGCCUCCCCUGAUACCCAUGCCGGUGGGGUCAGCAGCCACCUUCUCAGCACCUCCCAUCCCAUCCCGGCCCAUACCCCAGAACCUGUUUGCCAAUAAUGACCCCUUCUCGGCCCCGCCUCAGAUCCCAUCUCGGCCUGCUCGGAUUCCACCUGGCAUCCCUCCUGGAGUACCCAGCAGAAGACCCCCGGCUGCGCCCAGCCGGCCCACCAUUAUCCGCCCAGCCGAGCCAUCCCUGCUCGACUAGGCUGCAGGGGCACUUUCUGUGGGGUUCCUUUUGCACCCUCAGUGCAGGAGCUUUGUUGGUUUGGGCCCCUCUGCAGCCUCUGGCCCUCCAGUCCCCAUGUCAGGCCCAGGCUCCCUGAUUCUUUCCUAACCCUGGGCUAGUUGGCGGCUGGCCUGGCCCCUAUCCCCAGCUGGACAUGGCACUGAAUGAAGGGGCCCUAGAGCCUCAGGGGGGAGGAGGGUGACUUGGGUGUUGCACUUUGUGGGAUGAGGCCUGCCUCGGAUAGCAGAGGAGGGAACUGGACCCUGAGCACCAUCUUGGUGAGGGAUCCCAGCUGGUAUAAUUGGGACUCACCUAGGGGCUUCUCUGGCCUAGAAAGCCUGAGUAGACCAGACCUUCUGGAAACUGGACACCAAGGGUGGCUAUACCCUUAGUCCUUGCUGGGGUGCAAGGAGUGUGUUCAUUUCUCAGCAGCAGGAGCUCCUGGUGGCAAGCCAGGAGCAGGUCCAGUGAUGCGUGCCCUGCCCAGUUGUACAUAUUCCUUCCUUGGCCGUAUUAACCACACGGCCCAGCCUUGGCUGACAGAGGUGCCUUUGCCAGGUCCGGAACCCUCAGCUCCGCUGGCCUCAUUCUUUUCCCUAGACCCCCUCUUCCUCCUGGGUCCUCAGAGUGGCCUGGGUUCAGGGCUGAGUGGGUGGGGAGGUUAUGGGGGCCCUUGAUUCCUACCCAAGCCUCCUACACGGGGCGGGCCCCAAGUGGCCACUCUCUGAGCAGACCUCACUCACUGCUCGCUCAGUUUGACCACUGUAAGUGCCUGCACUCUGUAAUCUAUUAAUAAACUAAAAUAAAGGGAAGAAGCUUCUGGUGGCUGCUGUGUGGGCCUUU
Molossus molossus (Pallas's mastiff bat) is the source of this 3640-nucleotide messenger RNA. It is a transcript of the gene DNM2, whose product is annotated as dynamin 2. The transcript is spliced from 21 exons. Gene Ontology annotation, molecular function: GTP binding; GTPase activity; microtubule binding. Bases 164 to 2776 code for a protein of 870 amino acids. The record is from RefSeq and is a predicted model, not a curated record. NCBI's taxonomy places the organism in Eukaryota, Metazoa, Chordata, Mammalia, Chiroptera, Molossidae. Gene Ontology annotation, cellular component: microtubule; cytoplasm; membrane.